This is a messenger RNA of Sorghum bicolor (sorghum), 844 nucleotides long. RefSeq lists its product as uncharacterized. The coding region runs from base 141 to 662 and encodes 173 amino acids. The record is from RefSeq and is a predicted model, not a curated record. NCBI's taxonomy places the organism in Eukaryota, Viridiplantae, Streptophyta, Magnoliopsida, Poales, Poaceae. The transcript has 4 exons.
CGCCCUUCGCUACCCGUGGACACAGUUCAUAUUUUCAUCUCCCCUCUCGGCUCUUUCUCUCCAAAAACCGAGCACGAAUUUGGAUUCAAUAUUUGGACCAUCAAAAGUUUGAUUUGUUCCAUAGAUCUUGAAGAGCCAGAAUGCCACGUCGUGGAAAAAGUAGCAAACCAAGCUAUGGCCGGACGACCGGUAGUCCGUACAUCCACAAGCCGCUUCCUAGCGGUGUUCCAGUACCUAUGUGCUUUUGUGGUGAUCCUUGCAAGGUAGAAAUUUCGGAAGACGAGGAAACCUAUCGGCAGAGGUAUUGGAUGUGUUCGAAUUUUGCCUGGGAGCCUACGCCAAAACAACGCCGCAGUAACUUUAUUACCCCUCCACCAUUGUGUGAUUUUGAGCAGUGGAUCGACACUGAGGUUAAGGAGUCCGACAAGCGGCUUCUACAAGGCCUAAAGGAGUGGGAUGCAGAGCGUGCAGAGAUAUUAGAGAAGAGACGUAGAGAGGAGGCUCAAAAUAGGGAGCACAAGGAAGAGGAGGAAAGAAGACGUGUUGCUGCGGCUCGGGAGGAGAGGGAAAAGAAGCUUGAGCGUGUGCGCCGAGCGAAGGCAGCGAUUGAUGAGAAUCCAGAUGCCCAGAGGAAGAGAAAGUGGCCUCGUUGCACUCAGUAGUUACAUUACCUUCUUGUUCUUUGUUUGGUUCAUGGACAAUAUUGUUUUGUGUUGGACUUUUCAAUUUGUUGUUAUGUAAUGCACUUUAGCAAUUAUAAUUUGGUUUCAUUAUUAGUAGACAAUAUUUUUAUUUGAGUAUUGCAUAGGCAAUGAAAUGAGGAUAAUUAGUUGAAAUAGAAGUU